CAAAUAUUAAAAAAAAUGGGGAUCACCGAAUUCGAUUUGCAACCCCUUAAUAAAAUCAAAGUUCCUGUCGAAUAUGAGAAUGAUGCUUAAUUUUACAUAGAGUCAAUAACAAAGUAACAUGAAAAAAGAAGAUAAAGAUUAUUAAUCGAAUACAAUGAAUUAUUAAACUUGAAAUAAGUUGAAAGCUCUCAAGCUCCUAAAACCUUUGUCUAAGAUGAAAAAAUAGAUGAUGGACAGAGUUUGAAAAUAAAUGACAGAUUGCUUAAAGUGAAAAAGAUACAAUAAGAACAAAGGGAACAAUAGUUGUUAUUAUAUUCUUAAAAAGAAUAGUUAAUUGAGUCCCGUAGAUAAAAGAAAAGUAGUGAAAGAGAAUUUAGAGCAUAUCAAAAAGAAUUACUAGAAACAUCUCGAAUGGAAUAAAAUUAAAGAAAUAGAGCUUAGUUAUCUAAAAUGAUGCAUGAUAAAUAUGAAAAACGCAAAAUGAGUUAUGAUGCUAAAUUAUAAAGGUUGGAACUUUUUAAAUAAGCUUAAUAAAUUGUUCCAAGAAAAACAAGAUUAAAUGAAACAUUAGCUCGAUAUUAGAAAAGUGUUGAGGAUAGAAAAUUAUAAGAUAAGGAAAGAUUAAGAAAAUUGGAGGAAAGCUUAGAAAAAGCUAAUUCUAAAAAAUCAUCAAAUAUCACAGAAAUUAAGAGAAAAGGUUUGCUUGAAUAACUAAAAAUUGAAGAUGCUAUUUUCAAUAGAGAAAGAUCAUGGCAUGUAAAAUAGAGUAGAUUAAUAGAAAAAUUGUAAAUAAGAACAGAGGUUGUUAGAAGAAGUUUAAAAUAAGAGAAAUAAAAGCCAUAUCCAUUUCCAAAAUUUCUUUGUCCUAAAGAUUAAAGAAAAGAAAAUUCUUAGUUAUUAUUUCGUUUUGCUUCAGAAAUCGUAGAUCAAUUAGAAUGCUAGAGUAUCCAUGACCUAGAGGAGAAAACAUUAGAAAUGUUUUCGUCUUAAGAUAAAAUAUAAAGAGAUUAAUUUGUUAAAACUAAUUAUUUGUUUUUAUAUAACUGAUAUGGAUUAUCUAACAUAAGAUGAAGUAGGUGGUAUUGUUGCCAAAGGUUUAGCAGUUCUGUAUUUAGAAAAGCCAUAAUUUCCUAUAGAUUAUCUUGCUAAAUGGCUUCUAACAUAUUCAUAAUUGCUUGAAAAAUAAAAGACAAGAGAAGAAAGAGUAUUGAAUAAAAUUUGAUAAUAAUUAGUAAUAAGUUAAAGAAACAAAGAUAAAGGAAUUCAAAGUUUUAACUUAAUAAUUAGCAUUUCUAAAUGAGGAGAGCGAAAGACUUGAGAAUUUGUAAAAGGAGAAACAUGAAUAAUUUUUAGAAUAAAUUAAAUAGGCAAAAUAUCAUGAUGAAUUCUUAGGGGAUGUAUUUUGUGAUUAUGUUGCAAAGAGAUUUGUAAUUAUAGUAUGUAAUGAAAGAGAGUAAACUCAUAUGUAUGUGAACUUGAUUUUCCAAGAAAAGAGAUUGAUUUAAAUUUAGAGGAUGAUGAAAAUGCUCAUAUUAAUUAAGAGGGAACAAAGCUUUUGACUUACAUAUACACUGAUUAAAAUUCAAAAUUCUUAAUUGGUUAAAAUUUACUUCCAGAAACGGGAGUUACAUAUGAUGCAUUAAAAGAACCAUAACCAGAUGAAAAUGGAGAAGUAAUUUAAACUAAUGGAAUUUAUAUAUCAAAUGUUGUUAAAGAACCUAGAAUUGUAUAUCAUAAAUGGCCGAAAUUAGGAGCAUAUUAUGCUAUACCUUUAGUUUAUUAAAGUUGUUUAUAUGAAUAAUCAUUUGAUUAAGGAAUUGAAUAAAGAUCUCAAUAUUUAAUAUUAAAAGAAAACUAAGAUAAAGAAAGAUCAGCAAAAGAAGCAGAAUUUGAAGAGAGACUUGAAUCUGAAGAUCCUGCUGUAAUAGAAUAGGAAAAAUAAGCAUAUUUGGCAGGUUUAGAACCUCUUUUGGAACCAUCUUUUGCUUAAUAAAAAAAAGAGUAUGUUUUUUGUAUUGACACAUUGGGAUAGGAUAGAGAAAUUCCAGAAAAUCAUAGAUAAGAGAUUUUUGAUUUAGUUAAUAUGCUAAUUAAAUAAUGGGAAUUAUAAGAAAUAUAAUCAAUGAAAGCUGAUGUUGAAUUACAAUUACAUUAUUAAACCUAAUUAGGUGCUCCAUAUAAAGAAAUAUUGGAAAAUUGGACAUUAGAGGAAGAAUAAUAUGUUGAAAGUCAUUAAGAAAAGUUAGCAGAAUUCAAAGAAAAUGAAAAACUAUUUUAAUAUGAAGUUGAUUGUUUGAAGUUAGAAAGAUUAAGAGAAAAGUUAAGUGACAGAGAAUUUAUUUAACCACUUUUGAAUCUCAAUAAUUGUAGAAUAAUAAAAUUCAAUUCUAUUAUUUAAUCAGGACUUUAUUUGAUAGGAGCAAACAAAGCUGAUAUUAAUUAACCAGAUAAUAAUAGAUUAAAUAUCAGAAAAUUAGUUCUUGAUGAAAAUCUUAUUUAAUAGAUUGUGUCUUACAAUCAUAGAGGACCUAAACCAGAACCAUAAUAUAAAUGGUGUUAUGUUGAUAGAGUAUAGAAGAGAAUUGAAAAAAUUGAAUAAGAAUAAGUAGAUGCUUACAAUUUAAUUUUGGGAAGAAUGCUUAAAUUUUUAUAAUUGACUUGUAAAUUAAGAAAAUUAGAUAUUGAAAUAAGAAAAGAUAUUAUUGCUAAUAAAAGAAAAUAAAUUGAAUAAUUAAAGGAAGAAGUUACUAAAUUGAAUGAGCUUAAAGAAACUGCUUUAAAAGAACAUAAAGAAUAAGUAGAUUAUCUAUUUAAUUAAGUUAUCUCCUGAAGAAUUAGAAGAAUUUAAUCAAGAAGAAUGGGAUGCUAAUUUUGAUAGUGAACAUCCUAUGCCAGAAAUACCAGAAAAUCCAGCUGAUGAAAUUGAUGAUGAUUAUAUAGUGGAAUAACCUCAAUAAUGA
Paramecium sonneborni is the source of this 2960-nucleotide messenger RNA. NCBI's taxonomy places the organism in Eukaryota, Ciliophora, Oligohymenophorea, Peniculida, Parameciidae. The record is from the annotation of a GenBank genome assembly.